Messenger RNA from Parasteatoda tepidariorum (common house spider), 711 nucleotides. RefSeq lists its product as uncharacterized. Gene Ontology annotation, molecular function: structural constituent of chitin-based larval cuticle. Gene Ontology annotation, cellular component: chitin-based extracellular matrix. Lineage: Eukaryota; Metazoa; Arthropoda; Arachnida; Araneae; Theridiidae. The record is from RefSeq and is a predicted model, not a curated record.
AAGUUCAAUUUCGACCAUUCAUAUAAAUACGACUCGCAAUAUCAAACAGCAUUAUUCAUAUCAAACUCAAGUAAUCAACAUGAUCGCUCAGGUCUUUCUCUUAGCUGCUUUGGCAACUGUUUCUCUUGCUAACUUGCACGAGCCAGUUCACCAUGCACCCAAACCUUAUAAAUUCGGAUACAGCAUCAAGGACAAACAUGGAGAACAACACAGAGAAGAAUCCGGAACCGGAGGACACGUAACUGGCAGCUACGGAUUCACAGAUGACAGAGGCAUCAAAAGACAAGUCAACUACGUUGCUGAUCAUGCUGGAUUCAGAGCACAGGUCAAGACCAAUGAACCCGGAACAGCCAAUCAAAAUCCAGCUGCCGUUCAACUGAUUUCUGAUGCCCCUUACACCGGUGGUGAAGGAUAUUUGGGUGUCCCUGCAGCAGCCGGUUACGGUCUUGGUGGUCUAGGUUACGGAUAUGGAGGCAUCGGUGCAGGAUAUGGUGUUGGAGGUUUAGGUUACGGUUAUGGAGGUCUUGGAGCAGGUUACGGUGGCCUCGGAUAUGAUGGAGCUUAUGGUGGAUAUGGAAAUCUUGGAUAUGGAGGAGCUUAUGGUGGAUAUGGUGGUUAUGGUUUGGGUAUCUUAGGAGGCUUGGGCUACGCCAGAUAUGGAUAUUAAAUUUUGUAAAAAAAUAGCAUGAAAAUAAAUUAUUUUGCAAUUUA